UCAACUUUUUGAAUUCGUUUGGAUUCAAAUUGAUUUUAACUAAUGAAAAGUAACUUAGCGCGAAUUUAAUGUCAAUCGAUUAGGACCAAGUGUAAUUGUUACAGUAUGGAAUCACGUUGACAAUAAUUAUUAUUAUAUAACUACUAGUCAAAAUCGCCUUUCUAAUUCAAACGUCAAGGUUCAUCCACAUUCCACGCUAUCUUAGUUGUGAUAAUGAAUUUGCGAAGUCGAUCGUGUUUAUAAAAGUAACAUAGUUCGUGUUUUAUGUUAUUGAUAACGUAUCAGUAAAAAAACGCUGUAGAAAUGUCUACUGUAGUAGAUGAUAUUUGUGAACUUUUGGACAGUUACAAUGGAAGGGACAAGGUUGUCCGUCUCGCAUGUUAUACUUUUAAAUUGUAUGGUUGCCUAAUAGGAGAAAAGCCAUGGCAGGCAGCUGGCUCACGACUUUCCAAUGCAAGAAUGAUGCUCAGGCUCUUUGAUGACAUUCCAAUGAUCAGGCAUACAUAUAAUUAUGGAUUAGGAAAACAUGAGUCAUCCAAAGUAGCUGCAACAUUGGGGGUGUUAGCUAAUAUGGUUGAUCAAGUGUUCUUGCCAGUUGAGAAAGCUUGCUGGUUACAUGAACUUGGCAUAUUGAAGUUGUCUACGGAAACGGCUGACAAACUUGAGGUGUUCAGCACAGCACUGUGGGCUGCUAGCCUUUAUAUAUCAUUAAUACAAACUAUCCAAUCAGUACAACACUUAUGGUGGAGCAAAGAUUGUCUAGAAAAAUCAGAAGGUGGCAGUGAUGUUAAACAAAAGCUAGAUAUACGGCUUGUGCUACAAAUGGUUACAGCUAGCAAGCUAUGUUUAGAUAUUACACACGCAGUCAGUUGUCUUCCAUCAGGGUGUCUAUGGGGGGAGAAAAUUGGUGCCACUAAAAUAGCAGCAAUAGCGACUACCUCAUCUGUUAUAGGUAUUGCAAUGUACUUUGCAAAGAAACGGUUAUUAAAGUAAUUGAUACUUGC
Messenger RNA from Pieris napi, 1004 nucleotides. Its product is annotated as peroxisomal membrane protein 11C-like. The transcript is spliced from 4 exons. The record is from RefSeq and is a predicted model, not a curated record. The coding region runs from base 304 to 993 and encodes 229 amino acids. Lineage: Eukaryota; Metazoa; Arthropoda; Insecta; Lepidoptera; Pieridae. Gene Ontology annotation, biological process: peroxisome fission. Gene Ontology annotation, cellular component: peroxisomal membrane.